This is a messenger RNA of Clupea harengus (Atlantic herring), 4512 nucleotides long. It is a transcript of the gene s1pr2, whose product is annotated as sphingosine-1-phosphate receptor 2. Gene Ontology annotation, cellular component: membrane. Lineage: Eukaryota; Metazoa; Chordata; Actinopteri; Clupeiformes; Clupeidae. Gene Ontology annotation, molecular function: sphingosine-1-phosphate receptor activity. Gene Ontology annotation, biological process: G protein-coupled receptor signaling pathway. The record is from RefSeq and is a predicted model, not a curated record.
ACCGAUUAAAGGGCAUGAUGUAACAUGCUGCGGCCCAUAAGCCUAGGGCAGUUUACUCAACUUCAUAAGUUAUCUGUAAAUAUGGCUUAUAUUCCUCUCAUCAAGACAAAGUGAAGUGCAUGAAAUGUCGGUUGGGUCACAAUUCUCAAACCUUGGUGUUCUAAAUAGCUAGAACUAAUUGAUCUUCAUUUAAAAAUGGUAUAGAUGGGCUGUAACUAACGACCUGAGGGAUAUUUGACAAAGUAUUCUACUAUUGCUGAUAUGAACAAACGACCGAAUUCAUGAGGACGCCGCUGUGGAGAUGCUCAAAGUGUGUCAAUUCGUUAAACAGCUGUGCCCCUUCGUUGAAGAAAACCCCAAAGGGACCAGUUCGCCGCCGAGUCGGACAGCCCUUAGGGAUCUGAGUUGAGAGGCCUAUGAGAACAACUCUCAACCAGGGAGACUGAAGCGGGAGGAAGUGAGGAGGUGGAACAAAAAAAAUGAAGAAAAACAUCUGGAGUUCAUUUGUACCCUGGAGGGAGAGAGAAAAUAACCUAUAGUAAAAAGGGUGCUUUUAAACCCUAUUGCUGGCCGUUACCUACAUUUACAGAAAGUAUAGGAUUAAUUUGGCGAGGCACUCUCGCUCCAUCACAUCCCUAUUGUGAAAAGUCCCUUUCAUGGGUCAAUAGUGGUGUGUGCAAAGUUUGUGUGACUUGUGUCCUGCAGUCGUCCUACAGUGCCGCCCUGUCGAAGAUAGCCUGUGGAGCUCCGCUGUGGAGAGGACAAUCACCGAGUGGAAUUAUCGCAACAAAAGAGAAAGUGCCGAGCUUUACGCUCUGUGCCGCACAUUAUCUUUAAUGCCGGUUGGAGGAAGACACGUCCAGCCUUUUCCUUUGAAUUGUGUUUGGAUUUACAAUAGGAGACUUGGUCCAGCUAUGGAUUCAACAAUGGACAUAUCCCUCACGGCUCCGGAAAAGUUUUGAUUAACGUGAUAGUACUAACAGCAUCGGUGACAACGGGACUGUUCACUGAAGUUGAAUGAGAAUUUAGGUAGCGUUAGCUAGCUCGUCUUUUACCUGGAAAUACUGAGCCUGGUGUGAAGAGAGUUUCACACAGCUAACACGUUUCGUUUUGCUCUCUUGUAUCGCACAUGGGGUGACCCGCUAGAGCUUUCUGGGCCUUUGAAGACGUGCCGCUAGGAGAGACCGUCUCCUUUCGUCCGCCGAGCCCCCCACCCCACCCCACCCCCGUGCCACCCAGCUCGGGUGAAAGCAUGACCUCUGGCUCCGAGGCGUUCGAUCAGAAGGCUGUGUGUAAAUGACUAGUUCCGGACAAGCCAACGUGGUCUGCCACGCCCUCACCAUGAAGAGCAAGUAUUCGCAGUACUACAACAGGUCCCUGAUCCAGGUGCACUACCUCGUGGCCAAGCACUGGAACCAGAGCGAGCUGGACGAGCGCAUGAAGAAGGACGGCCUCAACUCGCUCAGCAUCUUCUUCGUUGUCAUCUGCAGCAUCAUCAUCCUAGAGAACCUCCUGGUGCUCAUCGCCGUGUUCCGAAACAAGAAGUUCCACUCCGCCAUGUUCUUCUUCAUCGGCAACCUGGCCUUCUCUGACCUGCUGGCCGGCUCGGCGUACAUCGCCAACAUCUGCCUGUCGGGCGCGCGGACGUUCGACCUGGUGCCCGUGCAGUGGUUCAUCAGGGAGGGCACGGCGUUCAUCGCACUGGCCGCCUCCGUGUUCAGCCUCCUGGCUAUCGCCAUCGAGCGCUACAUCGCUAUCACCAAGGUCAAGGUGUACGGCUCCAACAAGACGUGCCGCAUGUUCCUGCUCAUCUCCGCCUGCUGGGGGACCUCCAUCCUGCUGGGGGGGCUGCCUAUCAUCGGCUGGAACUGCAUCGGCGACCUGGACGAGUGCUCAGCCGUGCUGCCGCUCAACUCCAAGCGCUACAUCCUCUUCGUGGUGGCCAUCUUCUGCAUCAUCCUGCUGUCCAUCGUCAUCCUCUACGUGCGCAUCUACCUGAUCGUGCGCCACAGCCACCAGGAGACCGCCGCCAACCUGCAGACUUACGCUCUCCUCAAGACGGUCACCAUCGUGCUGGGCGUCUUCAUCGUCUGUUGGCUGCCCGCCUUCACCAUCCUCAUGCUGGACACCUCCUGCCCCAUGGCGUCCUGCCCCAUCCUGCAGAAGGCCGACAUCUUCUUCGGCUUCGCCACGCUGAACUCGGCGCUCAACCCGGUCAUCUACACGCUGCGCAGCAAGGACAUGCGCAAAGAGUUCCUGCGCGUGCUGUGCUGCUGGGGGCUGCUGCGCUCCACCGACCACUGCGUGCCUCUCAAGAGCUCCAGCUCGCUGGACCACUGCACCAACAAACACGAACACCAGAGCAUGCCCAUCAUGCAGGAGUGCACGACCUGUGUCUGACUCUGCUUUUGGACCCACUGAGGCCUGAGUAUGUAAGUGUGUGUGUAUGUGUGUGUGUGUGCGUGCAAGAGAGAGAGUGUGUGUGUGUGUGUGUGUGUGUGUGUGUGUGUGAAUGUGUCUAUGCAUGGGUGAGCGUGAGAGAGUUGUGGAUGAGAUGGAAGGUUCAUAUGGAGGAAGGGGGGCAUUGAUGAGAUGAGACUCCAGGGAAUGGGUGGGUGGGGUGGAUAAAUACGAAGGCCGUCCAGAACCUGGACCAUGAUGGAAUGAGCCCCCCCCACAGAGCUGGGAGUGAGGACCUCUGUUUCACAACAUUCACACCUGUGUGAGUUCACCAUCAGUCUAUGGGUUCCCUGUUUCUACAGGAUGCGUGGUAGGACAAAAGCAUUAGCCAUUCCUACAGCAAAAGUCCUCUUCCAAUAUGGGCUUGCUGAAGGGGUAUGUCUGCUUUUAUUUUGUUAUCAUUAAAAACUAUUCAUUGUCUCCUUCAUUGACAUUCUCUGCUUGGUGGAGGUGUCGUAGCCAAAAAAAAUGAAAAAGUGGUUAAACACCAUAGUUGGAGUUAGAAGAGCUGUUUCUGCUCGCACGCAGCGCAAAGCCAAAUGUCUUCAGAUUGCUAGGCAAUGACAAACGCAAAGCUUCAAACGUUGCACUUUGUAGACUUGCAAGUGUGGUAAUUUUUCCUGGUGACUGAACAAGUCACCCUCUUUCAAAUGUAGUUGCAGAAGAGUGAAAGAUUUUGGGGAGGCGAUGGGUUCAGCUCAACACAGCGCUAUUUUCCUUGUGAGACCAGACCUUCACGAGUACCCUCAGAAAACAUGGCUGUAUAUUCACUUAUAUACAUGUGCAUAGAUCUAAUUUACUACCCAAUACAAAAGUACUCUGCUUCCAUGUAUUGCAUGAAUUUCUAACCUUUGUAAUGAAAAAAAAACUAAUGUGUAUGACAUGUACAAUCUCAGCAUUCUCCUGCUCUCUUGUGCUCUCUGUCCUUAUCUCUCUCUCUCUUUUUACUAUGUUCUAUCUCCCACAAACGUUUCCUGAGAGGAAGCAAGUACAUUUCCUCAAGUGAGCUGGCACUGAUAAAUUUCACUUAAUGACAGCUGUCCAGCUCUCUGACCACUGGACUGUUGCCUUGACAACGUUGUAGCGUCGCAGCGGCAGCGGGUGCCUCCUUUUUUCUUUUCUUUUUUUGUGCCAUCUCGGUAAACAGAGUUGAAUGUAAGCAUGAAGUGUUUGGAGCGUUUUUGCUCCACCCAUUGACAGUAUUACAGAUUACUGAUCCUGUUAAAUUGAGUGUUUGGCUGACAUUGAAAUCCAGAGAGUUGGGUUUUUGGCGCUCACACAUACUGUGAAGUCUUAAAAGUCAUUAUACAACCAACAACACGAUGUCCGUCUGAAUGGAUGAACUACACACUGGGAGGACACAGGAAGGGCUGAAGAGGAGGUUAUAGACUUCUCCUGCAAAAGGUUCCUGCUCCCACCCCACUGCCCCAAAUCCGGUGUCCAAUUCACCAUGCUCUCUCUGAAAAGGCCAUUUACUUCCUGUAGACACAGGAAGUCCUGUGCUUCCGAGGGCAGUUCCUGUUGUUCAGGAUGACUGACCUCAUCUUUCACUCCACUGAAACAUACAAUAAACAGCAUAAACACAAAACCACUGAGCAUAUGGUGUGAAGGCUCACCAUUUCUUACAAAUUUAAAAUAGAAAAAAAAUAUAUAUUACGUUUGUCAGUCGGGAACAGAGAAAGCACUUUGGCAGCUCCCUUGAAAACCUGUCUUCUGCGCUGUUCUAAUUUUUUUGUUAAUGAAGACUUUGUUUAAGUCUACGAAUUCACACCUAUCUGUCCCACACUUCAUUCAGUGAAAAACGUUGCCUAACCCUGUGGAACAAUGUAUUAUUUUUUAUUAAAUAUAUGAAUAUGUAUGUUUGUAUGUAUGUAUCUAUAUGUACAGUAUGUAAGUAUGUAUGAGUUGUGUACACGUAUGAAAUGUCUUGUGCAAUAGCCAUGUGUGUCUAGUAGCACGCUACCUGUGUUGACUUGGUACAAUUUUAAACACUAAUAGAGGUACAUAAACAUUUUUUGUCCUUUUUUGUAAAAUAAAUGAAAUUUACAAACA